Molecule: messenger RNA, 1134 nt
Organism: Lycium barbarum (goji berry)
Lineage: Eukaryota; Viridiplantae; Streptophyta; Magnoliopsida; Solanales; Solanaceae
Product: protein FAR1-RELATED SEQUENCE 5-like
Exons: 2
Coding region: 1-1134 (377 amino acids)
Biological process (GO): regulation of DNA-templated transcription
Source: RefSeq, a predicted model, not a curated record
AUGCAGAUCAAGGAUAGGGAGUUUUACUACGCGGUUGACCCAGAUAAUGCUGGCAGGCUCUGGAACGUCGUGUGGGUUCAUACACACUGUAAGUAUGCAUAUUGGGAGUUUCAUGAUGUAAUAUGUUUCGAUACAACAUACCUUGUGAAUCAAUGGCAUAUGCCAUUUGCUUCGUUUAUUGGUGUGAAUCAGCACCACCAGUCCAUACUUUUGGGAUGUGCUUUGGUUACUAGCGAGGACAUUGAUACUUACAAGUAUGUCUUCAUGACUUGGCUUCGUGCCAUGGAUUGGGUAAGACCAACGACUAUCUUGAUGGACCAGUGUGAGAGCAUUAAGGCAGCUCUUAGGGUAGUGAUGCCAGACACAAUUGACCGGUAUUGUAUUUGGCACAUAUUCACAAAGUUGCCUUUUAGGUUAAAGCGCGUUCGUGAUCAUAAAAUUGCCAGGAGGGAAUUUAAAUCCGUAGUCCUUGAUUCUAUUACUAUAGAUGAAUUUGAGGGGAGAUGGGAUGAAUUUAUAGAAAGAUAUGGCAUAGGAUACAGGAAUUGGUUCUCCAAUUUGUAUUCGGAGAGACAGAGAUGGGUUCCUGUAUAUCUUAAGCACUACUUUUGGGUUGGUAUGUUAUCCACACAAAGGUGUGAGGGGAUGCAUGCAUUCUUCGAUGGAUAUAUCAAUGGUCAAACCAUCCUGAAGCAGUUUGUAGAGCAGUACGAAAUAGCCGUGAGAGCCAAGUUUGAUAAAGAGUUACAAUCUGAAUAUUCGUCUGUUUAUACAGAAUCAAGUGUUUACAAUGGAUACGAGUGGGAGUUUCAAAUACAUAAACUUUAUACUCGUAAAAUGUAUGACAUUUUCACGAUGCAGAUAAAUGGCUCAUAUUUGGAGUGUAAUUGUAAAAACUUUCAAUCUGCUGGGAUUGUUUGCUGCUAUAUUCUAGAAGUGAUGAGACACAAAAGGAUUCAGAAAAUCCCCGAUUGGUACAUAUUGAGACGGUGGAGAAGAUAUGUCAUUCGUCCCCACCUGAAGAAAUUCUUUCCUGGAGGUUACCCAACUAUGACUGAUGAGUUCAAAAAAUACAAUAUGCUGAAGAAAUGGUUUGACAGGAUAUGUGAUGUUGCAUUGGAAAAUGAGUUGUAG